Messenger RNA from Dicentrarchus labrax (European seabass), 1900 nucleotides. It is a transcript of the gene msx1a, whose product is annotated as muscle segment homeobox 1a. Bases 122 to 973 code for a protein of 283 amino acids. Gene Ontology annotation, biological process: regulation of transcription by RNA polymerase II; embryonic morphogenesis. Gene Ontology annotation, cellular component: nucleus. Lineage: Eukaryota; Metazoa; Chordata; Actinopteri; Moronidae. The record is from RefSeq and is a predicted model, not a curated record. Gene Ontology annotation, molecular function: RNA polymerase II transcription regulatory region sequence-specific DNA binding; DNA-binding transcription factor activity, RNA polymerase II-specific. The transcript has 2 exons.
UUUGGUCACAUAAACAUGAGGAUACCGUCACCUUAGGGCGCACCACAGUAACUUUGUGUAACUCUUUCCACUAUACCCACGAGAGUCGACUAGUCACCUCACCCGUGCCAGUCGGACCUGUAUGGCCCCAUCGAUCGCCAUGUCAGCUUUGACCGCUGGUUUGAAAACCGAAGACCUUCCUCCCCGCUCGGUUCUCGUCAGCAGAGGCGACAUGCAGACCAGUCUGAGCCCCGCAGAGGACACUGGGAAGCCCAAAGUUGCUAUUUUGCCCUUCAGUGUUGAGGCGCUGAUGGCUGAUAGGAAACCCAGCAGAGAGGUGGCAUCCCCGGAUGCCACGUCCGUUCCCGGGACGUCCCAGGCGCUGGGAAAGGGCUCAAGGAUGGGUGCUUUCGGUAGUCUGGAUACUUCGGUUCCUGCUUUAGCCAUGAGCUCCUCGUUUUCAGUGGGCGACAUCAUGAACAUGCCAGAAGACGUGUUGAUUAAACCCGAGAGCCCGGACAGUAAAGACAGGACUUCAUGGAUACAGAGUCCUCGUUUUUCUCCCACACCUCCACGAAGGUUGAGUCCUCCUGCCUGUCCACUGCGAAAACACAAGACAAACAGAAAGCCCCGGACCCCCUUUACGACGUCCCAGCUGCUGGCUCUGGAGAGGAAGUUCCGCCAGAAGCAGUACCUUUCCAUCGCCGAGCGCGCAGAGUUCUCCAGUUCCCUCAACUUGACGGAGACCCAGGUCAAAAUCUGGUUUCAGAACAGGAGAGCCAAAGCCAAGCGGCUGCAGGAGGCAGAACUUGAAAAACUGAAAAUGGCAGCUAAGCCUAUGCUGCCUCCAGCUUUCGGGAUUUCCUUUCCUCUCGGUGCGCACGUCCCCGCGUCCUACGCAGGGUCGCACCCGUUCCAGAGGCACUCACUGCCGGUUUCCCCAAUGGGACUGUACGCCGCUCACGUCGGAUACAGUAUGUACCACCUCGCUUGACAGGGACGGAGGACGAGGGGCACGCACAGAAAGACACAAGGGGGUUAAGACUACUUUCUGAGGGGCCCGUGCGAGAGGGGGGGCCUUCGGACAGGCGAGGUGACACUGUACUAAAUAAAGAGGUAUCAUGGCGGUGAGGUCAGUGUCACAACAUGUCAGAGGGCAAAGACCUCCAAACAGAGACCCUCCCUUCUGAGGACCUUGAAGUUUAUCCACUUCUCUUGGCCUCGCCAGUAAGUUCACACACUGCAAAAAUAAUCCGACUUUAUUAGUCAUUUCAUCAUGAGUCUUAAAUCUGUUUUUUUUUGUCAGUGGAUUUUGAACUAACGUCACUCAAGAACCUUUUUUUUUUUUUACUAGAAAUCCGAAUUCAGAAAAACAACCUGAGUGAGAAACUAAAUGACUUUAAGGUGGACAUUUUUGCGGUGCAGAGGUGGAAAACAAAUAAGUCGCUGUAGGCCUGUGAUGUAUCACGACUGGGCAGACAAGUAUGGACACUUGGCUGUGCCAGAGUGUCAUAGAUAGCCCACUCCUCUACCUUCAUGGCUGCUUACAGCCACGGCUAUUAUACCAGCUCCUGUGAGUAGGUCAGAGACUGCAGCAUGACAUUUUGCAGCAACAAACUUCCAUCGCAUCUGUGGACUGCUGUCACACUGCAAAAAAAAACCCCGUACCUUUUCCUUUUUUGCAUUCAUAUCAAUGCGUAACUUUAGUGGGUUACUGAAUCCAGUGUCAAUAAAUGCUCUUUGUGAAUUUGGAGAACCACAGCAUUUGUUUUUAUAACAGCACUGUCUGUUGUUGGAAUGAUUCCCUUCGGAAGGGAUAUGUGUACUGUAAAAUAAUGUAUAUUUGAAGAAUAUCCUCAUUUAUAUUAUGAAUAUAUUUGUGACAUAACUUAACAAUAAAUUGUUUAUUCUUUUUCAUUAA